This is a messenger RNA of Acipenser ruthenus (sterlet), 3090 nucleotides long. Its product is annotated as collagen alpha-3(IX) chain-like. The coding region runs from base 141 to 2966 and encodes 941 amino acids. Lineage: Eukaryota; Metazoa; Chordata; Actinopteri; Acipenseriformes; Acipenseridae. The record is from RefSeq and is a predicted model, not a curated record. The transcript is spliced from 38 exons.
UUCAGCCUCUCACACCAUGAAAACAACUUAGAGUUGGGAUACCUCCUGCUCACCUUGUGUUCUGACUUGGCUUCUUUAGAAACUUGUAUUGUUUUUAAUUCACACCUUGGUAUUUUGUUUUAUAUCUUGAAGGAGACAAUAUGGGACAAAAUACUUAUUUCAUUACAAGAAAACAGUCUUGGCAUCCCUGUACACUGUACACUUCGUCCUGUGUAGCUCUGCUGUCAGUACUGUGGACCCCUGCACUGUGUCAAAUGGACCUUGAUUACAACCACAACAGCUUAGAUGACAACACUGUCUGCCCUAAUAUAAGAGUUGGACAAGAUGACCUACCAGGCUUUGACCUGAUAAGCCAAUUCCAGUUGGACGUUGUACCGCUCAAGGGAGUGAAAAAGGUGGAAGGCUCGACAGCAUUGCAAGUGGCUUACAGACUCGAUAAAGAUGCAGGCUUUCAAAUUCCUACGAGGAUAAUCUACCCGCAUGGUCUGCCUGAGGAGUAUUCCUUUGUGACCACGUUCCGCAUGAUGAAGAACACCAUCAACAAAGUAUGGAACAUGUGGCAGCUGGUGGACCAGGAUGGCUACAAACAGGUGGGGCUGCGGCUCAACGGAGACCAGCAGGGGGUGGAGUUCUUCCUGGUGGGCAUGGAUGGCAGUCUGCAAGUGGUCACCUUCCCAGGGGUAUCACAACUUUUCAACACAGAGUGGCACAAAGUGCUGGUGGGAGUGGAGCGCGAUCAGGUGACCCUCUACCUGGACUGCCAGCCUAUUGGAUCCAAACCCAUUAAGACCAAAGGUACUGUCAAUACUGAAGGGGAGACUCUCAUUGGAAGGCUGGAUGCAGAUCCUGAUACCUCUGUAGUGUUUGAACUGCAGUGGAUGCUGAUACACUGCGACCCCCAGAGAGCCCAGAGAGAAUCCUGCUCUGAGUUACCCAUUCAAGAGAGAAUUAUUCCCAAUGCUGAGCCUGGCCGAGAUCCAAGGCCUGUCCCAGGUCCCCCGGGUCCCCCGGGCCCUCAGGGGCCUCCAGGAGACCAUGGGAUGGAUGGGAAGAAUGGUGUCCCUGGCCUUCCUGGAACACCUGGUCUACCUGGUCUGAAAGGAGAAAGAGGAGAGGUUGGACUCCCAGGACUGAGAGGACUGCCAGGUCUUCCUGGAGUUCAUGGACUGCAAGGGUCCUUGGGCCCAAGAGGACCUGUCGGAGAACGGGGAUUACCUGGAUCUCCUGGUCCCCCUGGCCCGCCUGGACCUGAGACAGUGGGACCUGCAGGACCUCCUGGGAAACCUGGUGAAGCUGGGGAUCCUGGCAAUCUUGGACCCGAGGGACCAAUGGGACCAAGAGGCAGUGCUGGUCUCCCGGGUCCACCCGGGCCUGUGGGACCACCUGGAGUUUUCACAGGAGAGGGGAGUGGAGAUUUUUGUCCAACAGCUUGCCCCGCUGGUCCUCAAGGCAACCCUGGGGCGGCAGGCCUGAAGGGCCACAAAGGUCACAUGGGCGAACCCGGGGAGCCAGGAAAGGGUGGUCAAAAGGGAGAUCCUGGGUUACCUGGUCCACAGGGUCUGACUGGUGCUAGUGGGAGCGAGGGAGCUAGAGGGUUGAGAGGAUUUCCUGGUAGUGCUGGAGACAAAGGAGACAGGGGUCCUCCAGGCUUUAAUGGGAUCCCAGGACCUACUGGACCGUCAGGCCCAGUUGGACAACAAGGACCAAGAGGAACCCAGGGUUUAGAAGGCCCCAAAGGAGAUGAAGGUGCAGCGGGUCGCAAUGGAGAAGACGGUGCUCCAGGACACAAGGGUGAAAUUGGUCCCCCUGGAAAAGGUGGAAAUGAUGGCAAGUCUGGAGAUGAUGGGAAGAGGGGAGAACCUGGGAUGCCAGGCCUCAUGGGUCCUAGGGGUCUUCUUGGAAUCCAGGGGCUGCCUGGAGAACCAGGACAGAAGGGCCAUGCUGGUGAGAAGGGUGGAACUGGACCUGUCGGAGGAACAGGACCAGCUGGUCCUCCUGGUAAACCAGGAGAAGCAGGAGAGGCCGGUGAAAAUGGAUUACCAGGACCAAAAGGACCUCCUGGUGAAACUGGAAAACAAGGACCAUUGGGUGCAACUGGGCUUCCUGGACCUGAUGGUGAAAACGGAGACAAAGGGGAAGCUGGUCCUCGUGGUAUUAAAGGCCAUACUGGAGAGAAAGGAGAACAGGGUCCCAUAGGACCUGCUGGCCCACAAGGGAGUGAGGGCAAGCCUGGUGAACUUGGAAAAACUGGGAAUAAAGGAGACAUGGGUCCUACUGGCAUUCCUGGGAUUAAGGGAGAGCAAGGAGCCAAAGGAGACAAGGGUCCAAAGGGGCCAGAAGGCCACCGUGGACAACCAGGCCACAUGGGACCUACUGGGCCCCCAGGCCCUCGUGGGAUGGAUGGGGACAGGGGUAUUCCAGGUCAGCCUGGUCCACAGGGUCUUCCUGGGCAAGAAACAAGUGAGAAGAGAAUCAGGGAAAUUUGCAACUCCAUGAUUCAAGACCAGAUUGCCACGCUUGUUGCCAGUCUCAGGAGUCCAACUGUUAAAGGUGCACCGGGCCGUCCUGGAGCCGCUGGUCAUCCAGGACCACCAGGGCCACCUGGGUCUGAAGGACAUCCAGGACAGAAAGGCCCUAUGGGUCCCAGAGGGCAGCAAGGAUUCUAUGGAGAGCCUGGACUGAAAGGUGACACUGGGGAAAAAGGAGAACGUGGAGAAGCUGGAAUUGGAAAACGUGGGAGUUCAGGACCACCAGGACCUCCAGGAGAACCUGGUCUAGAUGGUGUUGGCAAAGCUGGCCGUGAUGGUGCUCACGGGGAGCAGGGAGUUCCGGGGGAAACUGGUUUUCCAGGCUCUCGGGGUCCCAGAGGCCCACCUGGGGUGUGUGAUCCCACAAGCUGCAUGGGGUCCCCACCGAUGUUCAUGCCAGUGAGUGGCAAAAAAUCCUCCAGUAUGAAGGGCCCAUGAAAAAAGAAGACCCCUAAAUAUAGGUUAUACAGUAUGAGAGCUCAAAAAUAAGGGGUUCAUGCCCUGGUCAUGGCCAAGAUGAACUUGAACUGUUUCCCAUUUCAUUAAAGCUUUGAAGACUUGU